Lobosporangium transversale is the source of this 715-nucleotide messenger RNA. RefSeq lists its product as hypothetical. The transcript is spliced from 5 exons. NCBI's taxonomy places the organism in Eukaryota, Fungi, Mortierellomycota, Mortierellomycetes, Mortierellales, Mortierellaceae. The record is from RefSeq and is a predicted model, not a curated record. Bases 1 to 570 code for a protein of 189 amino acids.
AUGUCGGUGUCUGUGAUAACGAGCCUAUCGCUCCUCUACCAGGCCAAUGCCAAGAUUAAUGACAUUGAAGGUUGGAUUGAUCAGGAUAGCUCGAACGAUGAAAACGAUGAAAACGACAAUGUUGGCAACAACAACAACUAUCCUGACGGGACUGCGAUAUCAUCCAGCUAUGGUGUGGAGCUGGAAUAUUCCAGGGAUGAAUAUGACCUCGAAAUAUCAAAGUUGUGGUGGAUUGCGCAUGAGUCAAGCCCCGCGUCGCAACACAAGUCUGUUCUAGGGUCACUCAAGCCUUGGAUGACGCCUCCUGACCAGUGCUUUACCACUUGUAUAUCCAUCUCACCCAAGCAUGAGUCAAGCCCCGCGUCGCAACACAAGUCUGUUCUAGGGUCACUCAAGCCUUGGAUGACGCCUCCUGACCAGUGCUUUACCACUUGUAUAUCCAUCUCACCCAAGCAUGAGUCAAGCCCCGCGUCGCAACACAAGUCUGUUCUAGGGUCACUCAAGCCUUGGAUGACGCCUCCUGACCAGUGCUUUACCACUUGUAUAUCCAUCUCACCCAAGGUCAAAUAGGGCUCCGAACAUGCAAGUGGUAAUGAUAAAUUAACCAUGACUGGAAAGAGACUCAGCCGAGUAAGUCCUCAGACACCCAGCCAACCUGGGCGGAAGUGCAUUGAUCUCAUUGCUUGACCUGUAGCACGAGUCAAGCCCCGCGUCG